AUAUGUGCAUGUUCUCUACAAAUACCUAGUUUUAUAUCAUGUGAGUAUAUAGGAACUGUCAGUAUUGGGCCCGUGGCUGUGGCUUCACUGCAGUGUGUUAGACCGCCGUCUGCACACUGCAGCGCCAUGGGUCCCAGCUCUGGCCUACCUCGUGAGUGGGGCUUGUGCCCACCAGCAUACCCCCACAUCCGCCCUUACUUCCAGGUCUCGUGCGCUAUAGCACAUGCAAGUGCACCUCUCCCUUAGUUAUAGGGCAGGAGAGCACGCUUCCUGAUUACUGUCCCCACCCAGAGGUGGGGUUACUGGUAUUUAGGGUGGCUUCACUGACCAUGAAGUGCCCAAGCGUGGUUGUUAUACCUUUUAACCUCUGCUGAAGAUUUCAGCUGCUCUGCCCUGCUGUGUACUGGAUUUUUUUCCAAUUAACCCUGACGUUCCCUGCCUGUCUAUCUCCAGCCUUGACCUGUGCGUUGCCUGACCUCGAUUCUGCCUGCCGUCAUCUGUAAAUUCGCCUGGAACUCGGACCUUGCACAACCUGACUAAGAAUUUGCCUGACCUAGUAUACCAUAUUACUCUGAACUUUGUUUUGCCUUUUUAUCAAGCGACUUGUUUACCUUUUGCCAGUAAAGAUCAUCUUUUCCGUUACUUUGCCUCUUUUGGACACACUCCUGUAGUUAGCUGCUUUCUGGAUGACUGGUGUAAACACCGGUGUCCUGACUGUGGGAGUCAGCAGUCAGCAGUAUUGGGCUAUAUCCUAGUCCACUGACCUAGAGGAUCCAUAUCCUCUGGUCCUGACAGUACACUUGGGCUAUGGAUCCCGCUGGCUCUAAACUGGGAAUGUCUGAAAUACUGCAGGAACCUGAACAACAGCGUUCCACCCAGAAACAAGUGUUGAAUUACUUGCAGCAUGUAGCUGUUCGUCUGGAUUCUCUCUACGGUACUGACUCCUAUAGUUCCUCCUGUCCCUGAUCCGGUUGCAGCGCAGUUUCUUCUAGACCUGGUUUGUCUACUCUUUCCCAUAACAGUGGCGACCAGAAAACUUCUGCCUCAUCACUUUCAUUCUGAUCUGGAGGGAGAGGCCCUUGCCUGGGCAAAUCGAAUAUGGGAGAGAUCUGGACCCAUCACCAAUAAUGUGGCUUGAUUUAUGGACUCUUUCAAAAGGGUGUUUGCAGAGCCAGGUUGAGCUGCUGCACAUCCGAUGGCUAUUAUGAACACCUUGUUAUGCCCUUUGGCCUCAGUAAUUCCCCUGCUGUCUUCCAGAAGUUUGUCAAUGACAUUUGACAAUGACAGAACUCAUCGUAUGCAUGUGUAGAUGGUCUUACAACGGUUAUGAAACAAUAGUCUAUACGCUAAAUUGGAGAAGUGUGUCUUCAAAAAGUCAUUCUUGUCCUUCCUGGCAUACAUUAUCUCGGAUCAGGGUCUGAAAAUUGAUCCAGGAAAGAUGGCUGCAGUGCUCGACUGGCCCGUCCCUCCGGUCUGAAGGCAAUACUAAGUUUCUUGGGUUUUGCCAACUAUUGUUGACAGUUCAUCCGUAAUCUUUCUUCUUUGACAGCUCCAAUUUCUGUUCUGACCAGAAAAGGUGCCAAUACCAUUAGUAAUACCAAUAGUCCCCUGAAGCGGAGACGGCAUUCUCUUCCCUCAAGAAGGCCUUCUCUUCAGCCCUAGUCCUUAGAUUUCCAGAACCCAACAAACAGUUCUUCUUAGAGGUGAACACAUCCUCCAUUGGAGUCACAUAAAAAUGCCUGAGGUUGUAUGUCUCCUUGUGUUUUUUUUUUUCUGAGUUAUUCUCUGCUGCCGAGAAGAACUAUUGUAUUGGAGACAGGGAACUUUUGACAAUUAAUAUAGCCUUAGAGGAGUGGAGGUAUAUUCUGGAAGGUUCUAUUCUGCCAGUCAUAAUUUACACCCAUCACAAGAACCUGACCUACUUGCAGAUGGCUCAAUUCUUGUCAGGCCCGUUGGCCUUUCUUCUUUGCUUGAUUUCAUUUCCAGCUUCAAUUCCAGCCCGCUAACAAAAUACCAAGGCUCUCUCCAGGUCCUUCAAAACCACAGAUACGGAAAACGAGCCCCUCAUCAUUGAACCAACUAAAGUAGUCCAAGUGGUUCCAGUUACCUGUCCAAGGUCUCCCCAGGUUAUGCAAAGGCACUUCACAGAACCCUCCUUCUGUCACUAUGGAUGAUGAAUUUGAAGUCAAGGACAUCCUGGACAGGAGGAUCAUCAGCGACUGUGGAAAACAAAAAUAACUUAAAAUCACCAGAGAGCAACAGUAACCCAGUUUUCAGACGCUACCUGCGCAAGAUGCUAAACGAGGCUGAACGUUUUGGGCUUCCAGAAGACUCCAGUUCCGAAGUCUGUUAUAAUGCUGAGAUGGUCCUUACAAAACAGAUGGUUGUUGAGAUUCAGAAAUUCAUUGAUGAUGAAGACUGGAAUGUGGGAGCUCUUGAAGAUGCCUUGACCAGGACAUUAGUGCAAUUCAGAUUUCAGAACGUGAAAGAAUGGUGGACGGGCAUGUUUGAGGACUAUCUUGGAAUCGAUAUUGGCACCACUUUUAAGAUUGUGCUGUGUAUUACGUGCAUAGUAUCAGUCGUGGCGACAGAGCUGUGGACACGUAUCGGAUGGUUCACACAGAUAAAGAGACUCUGUAUACUAAGCUUUAUUGUGAGCGUGGGCUGGAACUGGAUGUACUUAUACAAGGUUGCUUUUGCAGAACGUCAGGCAGAACUGACAAAGAUGCACAAGUUUGAUGGAAGCUGUGGUGAGAAGAUAAGCUGGUCUGAAAGUCUGUUCGAAUGGUGGAAGGGGGCUUCUACUUUCCAAAAUGAUCCAUGUGAAGAAUAUUUUAAGGCUCUAAUGAUAAGUCCAGCACUCAUGGUCCCACCUACAAAGGCUCUGGCACUUACAUUCACAGACUUCAUAACAGAACCCUUAAAACAUGUGGGGAAAGCAGUCGGAGAGUUCUUAAAAGGCUUGCUGUCAGAGAUUCCAGUUUUCUAUCAACUGCUAGUACUUAUUCUCAUAGCAGUUAUCAUCAUUGCUUUUUGUUAUGGGGCAGCCAAAUCAAUUGGUGAGAUUCUUGUGCACAGGAACCAUGGAGAUACACAGCGGGAGAGACUGCCACCUGCAGAGCCACAGAGACCACGCUAUGGAAAUGUUAUUGAAGGAUGGCAUCAGCAGCCCUACAAUAUAGAACCACAAUAUGAGCCACUUGACAGAUAUCCCCGACAUCAGAGGCCAGAGAGCCUGCAAGCAAUGGACAGAAAUAAUCCGCAUUUUCCAGGUGCUUUAUGUUAUGGGGCAGCCAAAUCAAUUGGUGAGAUUCUUGUGCACAGGAACCAUGGAGAUACACAGCGGGAGAGACUGCCACCUGCAGAGCCACAGAGACCACGCUAUGGAAAUGUUAUUGAAGGAUGGCAUCAGCAGCCCUACAAUAUAGGACCUCAAUAUGAGCCACUUGACAGAUAUCCCCGACAUCAGAGGCCAGAGAGCCUGCAAGCAAUGGACAGAAAUAAUCUGCAUUUUCCAGGUGGUACAGAGGUGGACUCUUCUUCGAAAGAUAAGGAUGGUGGACAUGGACAGAAGAUGGAGUUUACAGAGGACAGCAGAGGACAAACGGACAAUCCUGUAGAACUGAGCUCUUCUGGAAAACAGAGAAAAGAAGAGCUUCCAAAUGACACAUCUGAUGGUCCAAGUCAAAGCGAAAAGGAGCAACGGCAAAGGAAAGAAGAUCCUAUAGAGCAGAAGUCUUUGACUAAAAAUCAUAUGAAACAUGACUCUCCACUGGAAAUAACUAAUAGUACACAACAAGGCAAAGCAGAGCAUGUACACAAGAGAUCUUUUAGUCAAGAGCAAAUAGUGGAGACUUUACUUCAGAAUACUUAUGGUGAACAUCAAAAGACUGAGGAGCCUCUUGAAAUAUCUUAUAGUCAACUGCAAGAGAGAAAGGACUUUUUGGAAGAUAUAAUGAAGGAAGGGCACCUACAGGACAAAUUAUUAGAGCUAAAAGGUGAUUUGAAAAAGGAGCCCUCAGAACAGAAGAAGAAUGGAGAAGAAGUGUCUACGGGUUGUGAAGCACCAAUCAGCAGCUGAGGUACAUGCAGCGCAAUCGGCAGCCACAGCCAUCAUAGCCGUGUGUCUGUGUACUGAGCUGUAAUGACGGGAGGAGAUUUUGAAAUUUUUAUUUUUAUUUUUGUUAUAGGUUGGACUGCUAUCAUUUUAUUACUACUUACAACAUUUUAUAGUAUUUCUACGCUUCUAAUUUCCUGCAAUACAACUGCUUAAUCUGAAAAUGAUAUAAUGUUGUGAAAUAAGGAAAUUUUGUGUGGAGAAGAACAUCUGCCAUAUUCCUCAGUAUAUGUAAAGUUUUGUACUAUUUUUUUUUUCCCCCACUGAGAACAUGAAGAGAAGGCCAUAUGUUGUAUCUUUUCUUUCCAUUGGUUAGUUCCUUGCCUUUUACAUAUGUUGCCAGGAUGUGGAGUCAUUGUUCCUGACAUGUAUCUCAGUAGGUAUUGUACAUUAACCUGCACAUCUGUUCUGUACAGACGCUCAGUCACAUUACCAAACAAAAAGAAAUGAGACUUGAAGAGCAGCAUCUUGAGAACAUGAUUUUCUUAUGGACA
Messenger RNA from Bufo gargarizans (Asiatic toad), 4611 nucleotides. RefSeq names its product chloride channel CLIC like 1 (gene CLCC1). The record is from RefSeq and is a predicted model, not a curated record. The coding region runs from base 2171 to 4081 and encodes 636 amino acids. NCBI's taxonomy places the organism in Eukaryota, Metazoa, Chordata, Amphibia, Anura, Bufonidae. The transcript is spliced from 13 exons. Gene Ontology annotation, molecular function: chloride channel activity. Gene Ontology annotation, cellular component: membrane; endoplasmic reticulum.